This is a messenger RNA of Neoarius graeffei (lesser salmon catfish), 639 nucleotides long. It is a transcript of the gene prl, whose product is annotated as prolactin. The record is from RefSeq and is a predicted model, not a curated record. The transcript is spliced from 5 exons. Gene Ontology annotation, biological process: positive regulation of cell population proliferation; positive regulation of receptor signaling pathway via JAK-STAT; response to nutrient levels. The coding region runs from base 1 to 639 and encodes 212 amino acids. Gene Ontology annotation, cellular component: extracellular region. Gene Ontology annotation, molecular function: hormone activity. NCBI's taxonomy places the organism in Eukaryota, Metazoa, Chordata, Actinopteri, Siluriformes, Ariidae.
AUGACUCGAUGCUGUAGAUGCACCAGACUGCACCUGGCAGUGACGGUGUUGAUGUGUGUCCUCAUCUACACUGAGGGAGUGAGUCUGAGCGAUCUGCUGGACCGAGCAGCACAACUCUCCGACAAACUGCACUCACUCAGCACCUCACUCACCAACGACCUGGACUCUCAUUUUCCCUCAGUAGGAGGAAAGUUCAUGAGGCCAUCCAUGUGCCACACCUCGUCCCUGCAGAUCCCCAACGAUAAAGAUCAAGCCCUCAGGAUCCCGGAGAACGAGCUCCUGUCGCUGGUUCGCUCUCUGCUUAUGGCCUGGUCAGAUCCUCUCGCUCUGAUGUCGUCUGAGGCCACCAACCUGCCCCACCCUGAGCGCAACUCCAUCAACACCAAGACCAGAGAGCUGCAGGACCACACCAGCAACCUGGGGGCGGGCCUCGAGCACCUCGUCCGCAAGAUGGGCUCGUCCUCCGGGUCUCUGUCCUCUCUCCCAUUCAACAGUAAUGACCUGGGACAGGAUGACAUCUCUCGCCUGGUCAACUUCCAGUUCCUGCUGUCAUGCUUCCGCAGGGACUCACACAAGAUUGACAGUUUCCUCAAAGUGCUGCGAUGCAGAGCUGCGAAGAUGCUGCCCGAGAUGUGCUGA